AUGAGCCAAAUCCCGUUGGUUUCGCAGUACGACCCCUACGCCCAGACUGCUCAGCUGCAGCAGUUGCAGCAGCAGCAGCAGCACCUUCAGCAGCAGCAGAUGAACCCGGAACCCGAUGUGCUGCGCAACCUCAUGGUGAACUACAUUCCCACGACGGUGGACGAGGUGCAGCUGCGUCAGCUGUUUGAACGCUACGGCCCCAUUGAGUCGGUCAAGAUUGUCUGUGAUCGUGAGACACGCCAGAGUCGUGGCUAUGGAUUUGUGAAGUUUCAGAGUGCUUCAAGUGCCCAACAGGCCAUCGCUGCAUUGAACGGCUUCAGCAUUCUCAAUAAGAGGUUGAAGGUAGCUUUGGCGGCGAGUGGCCAUCAACGAUCAAGUGUUGCGGGAGCGGUCGCCGACAGCAAUGGAUACCUUGGGGCGUAUGGUGGCUACGGCGCCUACCCUUCCGCUGCGAACCCCUACGCGCAGCAGCAGAUGAUGGCAAUGUAUCAGCAGUACAUGAUGCAGGCGCCGCAGCAACAACCGCAUCAGAACCAACAACAGAUGUCGCUCUCUACCCAGUCCCCCACACAGCAGUCUCCGCCGCAGCAACAGCAGCCUUCUUCGCCGCAACAGCAACCACAAGCUGCCCGCCCUGCUCGAAGGUAG
This is a messenger RNA of Trypanosoma rangeli, 648 nucleotides long. Its product is annotated as RNA-binding protein. Lineage: Eukaryota; Euglenozoa; Kinetoplastea; Trypanosomatida; Trypanosomatidae. The record is from RefSeq and is a predicted model, not a curated record. The coding region runs from base 1 to 648 and encodes 215 amino acids. The transcript has a single exon. Gene Ontology annotation, molecular function: RNA binding.